Messenger RNA from Dioscorea cayenensis subsp. rotundata (Guinea yam), 576 nucleotides. Its product is annotated as LOB domain-containing protein 29-like. The coding region runs from base 1 to 576 and encodes 191 amino acids. Gene Ontology annotation, biological process: hormone-mediated signaling pathway; positive regulation of DNA-templated transcription. NCBI's taxonomy places the organism in Eukaryota, Viridiplantae, Streptophyta, Magnoliopsida, Dioscoreales, Dioscoreaceae. The record is from RefSeq and is a predicted model, not a curated record. The transcript has 2 exons. Gene Ontology annotation, cellular component: nucleus.
AUGACAUGCAUUGGCUCACCUUGUGGAGCUUGCAAAUUCCUCAGGAGAAAAUGUGUGAGAGGCUGCGUUUUUGCACCGUAUUUUUGCCACGAACAAGGAGCUACACACUUUGCUGCCAUCCACAAGGUUUUCGGGGCGAGCAAUGUGUCGAAACUCCUCACGCAUUUGCCGGUGCAAGACCGUUGUGAGGCCGCCAUCACCAUUGCGUAUGAAGCACAGGCCAGGCUUCAAGACCCAAUUUAUGGCUGUGUUGCACAUAUCUUUGCACUACAGCAACAAGUUAUCAACCUGCAAGCACAAUUAGCUGUUGUGAAGGAACAAGCAGCACAGAGAUUUGUCAAUGGUUCCAGUUCUCAACAAGAUGGGCAAUGGUACUAUCAGAAUUCAUCAAUCAAUGCUGCAGAAACAAUGUCAGCAUACGAGAACGGCCUUAUGACAUCCAUUAAUGGCUUUCAGUCUUCCACUCAAGAUGAUAACAAACAUUUGUGUGGAAUUCAUCAAGAGAACAAUGGGACACCAAGUAAUCUGGAUAUGGAGGACCUUCAAUCAAUUGCAUUUGGAUGCCUCUUUCACUAG